Drosophila eugracilis is the source of this 1360-nucleotide messenger RNA. It is a transcript of the gene l(3)72Dr, whose product is annotated as gamma-glutamyl hydrolase. The transcript is spliced from 2 exons. Gene Ontology annotation, molecular function: gamma-glutamyl-peptidase activity. Gene Ontology annotation, biological process: tetrahydrofolylpolyglutamate metabolic process. NCBI's taxonomy places the organism in Eukaryota, Metazoa, Arthropoda, Insecta, Diptera, Drosophilidae. Gene Ontology annotation, cellular component: vacuole. The record is from RefSeq and is a predicted model, not a curated record. Bases 151 to 1203 code for a protein of 350 amino acids.
CAUUUCCCAUAUUCGUCUUAGAAAUUGGAACGCUCGUGUCUGUUGAAAUUCUGCCAAGUUGCGAAUGUUACGGCUUGUUCGGUUUGUUUACGUUUGGUUUGCACUUGCACGGCCAUUCAGUUGCCCGUAGUCAGAAAUCGGAAGACGACGAUGACGGAGAGCGCAUGUCCCAGUGAUGCGUCUGCAUCUCUUAACCAUAUACCAACAAUUGGCGUCCUGUGCAUCGAUAUAGCCACCACAUUGCAGGAGCACUUUGGUCGGGAGUUCCACAGCUAUAUAGCCGCUUCCUAUGUCAAAUUUCUGGAGGCAUCUGGUGCCCAUGUGCUGCCCAUUUGGAUCGGUCGCGAACGAGCAUACUAUGAGUUGAUGAUGGGACAGAUAAAUGGCAUUCUUUUGCCAGGAGGAGCGGUCUUCAUCGAUCAGGCAGAUAUGGAAGCCCACCCGGAACUGACAAACGAUUGUGUCCAGAGUGCCGAGUACAUUUGCCAACUUGCCAUGGAGCGGAAUCAGCGGGCGAGAAAAAAUAACGAUGCCGGUGGAUAUUUUCCCAUUUGGGGAACAUGUCUUGGCUUUCAGUUUAUCUUAAUCCAUGCUGCCGGGGAGGCCAAGACUCGCACCGAUUGUCAGCCUAUGAGAAACGCGAUGCCAGUGAAACUAGUUAAGAACUACCAGAAAUCACAGUUCUUUGAGAGUCUGUCGAAUACUGUAGCUGAGGAGAUGGAAAAGCAUUCAUUUGCGUGUCAUCAACAUCGCUUUUGCAUAACCAAAGAAAGUUUGGAGUCGUAUGGUCUAGCCAACGAUUGGCAACCAUUGGCCACACAGAAGGAUUCUUCAGGAUUGGAAUUCAUUACGAUAGUCGAGCAUCGACGUUUUCCCAUCUUUGGCUGUCAGUUUCAUCCUGAACGCGCUGCUUUUGAGCAGCUUUUUGUUAAGGGGGACCCCAACUACUUGGCACAUUCUCAUUUUGGGAUCAAGUUAUCCCAAAUCUUUGGGAGUCGAUUUGUUGAGGUGUGUCGCAGGAACUCAAAUCGAUUCCGUAGUUCCAGCCUAAAAGCACGCCAUCUUAUCUGGAACUGGCAGCCAGUUUUCUCUGGUAAAUUCAAGGAUUCCAACUGGCUGCAGUGCUAUCUUUUUAAGAAGGAUGCAGACUACCCAGAAGAUGAGAACGAUUCUGUGGAAUGUACCUCAAACAGCGUUUUGUGAUAAACAAGGACUUACAGUUAAGAUCUGAUUAGCAAUCUAUUUUGUACUUAUAUUUUUGUAAUUCUUAUAUACCCACAAACUGAUAUAGAGAUCAAAUAUUUCUUAAUGCCCUCCGAAAAUUAAAGACCUAACGGGGUCAAAGAUGUCACUGCAAGUA